UGAAGUGCUUACAUGUUGGUUAACACACCAGACACAUUUGGCGCAGAGAUGUCAGAAAUUAAAAGCUGGGCGUUUUGGAGGGCCGUGGCUGCAGAAUUUGUUGGCAUGUUACUUUUCAUAUUCAUUGGUCUAUCUGCUAUCAUUGGAAAAGAUGCAACUGGUUCCCUGGAGAAGAUUGCUCAGGAGCUGAAGGUCGCGCUGGCCUUUGCGCUGGCCAUCGCCACUCUGGCUCAGAGUUUGGGGCACGUUAGUGGCGCACACUUGAACCCUGCGAUCUCUCUGGGCCUGCUGGUCAGCUGCCAGAUCAGUGCCCUCAGGUGUCUUUGCUACAUUUUGGCUCAGAUGCUUGGGGCAGUUGCAGCUAGUGCCAUUGUGAGUGGAUAUAGCAAAAAAGGUUCCCUUGGUGUAAACGUGCUACACGUGUCUAAAGGACAAGGCUUCAUCAUCGAGUUCCUCGCCACUCUUCAGCUGGUUCUUUGUGUGAUAGCGGUGACUGACAAGCGGCGAAGUGAUGUUACAGGUUCUGCACCGCUGGCUAUUGGGCUGUCUGUGGGGCUUGGGCACUUUGCAGCUAUAAGUUUCACUGGAUGUGGCAUCAAUCCUGCUCGCUCCUUCGGACCAGCUUUGAUACGUAGUGAACUGAAGGACCACUGGGUGUACUGGCUGGGGCCCAUGUGUGGCGGCAUAGCAGCGGCUCUUAUCUAUGAUUUCCUUCUGUGUCCACGAACACAGACCUUCAGUAGGCGCAGGGACGUCCUGCUUCAUGGUCCAGAGGAUCAAAGCGAUGCAGUUGAAAUAAUUGGAGAGGGCAACAGCAGCCCAGGGCCAAGUCAGUGGCCAAAACACUGAACGACAUGCAGCAUUUUAUUUUUUUUGUAUUGACAUUCACACACAUUAACAAUCAACUUUACAAAACAACACAAUACAAAGAACGUCAAAGAGAGGCUUCACGCAACAUCACAUAGAUGCACAUAACAUUUUAGCAUACCUAUAAAUGUCUAUGCUUUCAUAUGGCUUUCAUAUGUUUUUGUAGUUUGCUUUCAUAAUAUGUAUUUUUUUUUUUUAAUUUUAUCAGUGACAAUAUAAUAAAGAUUCUUUUUUAUCUUA
Larimichthys crocea (large yellow croaker) is the source of this 1107-nucleotide messenger RNA. RefSeq names its product aquaporin FA-CHIP. The record is from RefSeq and is a predicted model, not a curated record. Gene Ontology annotation, cellular component: membrane. The transcript is spliced from 4 exons. Gene Ontology annotation, biological process: carbon dioxide transmembrane transport; hyperosmotic response; renal water transport. Gene Ontology annotation, molecular function: glycerol transmembrane transporter activity; ammonium channel activity; carbon dioxide transmembrane transporter activity. The coding region runs from base 13 to 849 and encodes 278 amino acids. NCBI's taxonomy places the organism in Eukaryota, Metazoa, Chordata, Actinopteri, Sciaenidae.